GGAAAUGUCAGGCGGGCUCCUCUGGGUCCUACGACCUUCCUGGCCCUGGGAGCUGGUUUGAGGGUGCAGGGAAGCCGGGGGUGGGCGUGGGUGGCUGCGCGCCGCGAGGAGAGCGUGGAGUCUUCGCCUCUACUUUUUCUCUUCGACCUCUGUCCUGCAGAGCGUCCCAGGAUGGAUUCUGGGUUCAAACUGGGGCCAUCCUCUGGCCCAGAUCCUGGGCCAGGCCCAAGGAGUGGUAGAUGUAGCCUAGCAAGGGGCUAAAUAUCAGAAACAGGUAGGGUCAGGCUGCUGUCUUCAUUUGAGAAGCCCAGAUCCGCACCCAGGGAAUGAGCAAGGCACUGCCACUCCAGGAGUGAAAGGAUAGCCAUCACUGGGAAAUGGGGGCUAGGACGGGGAACGGCAGUGGUUCAGGAAGAGACAGAGGUUCUGUGACAGAUAGAAACUCAGUGAGGGCAUGGGGGUGGGGAGUGAAGGGAGUUAACCCUGUGGCUAGAAGAGCACCUGCCCUGCACCCACCCCCUGAGCUUACAUUUUCCUGGAAAGAGACCCAGGCCUUGAAGUUCCACAGGAGUAAGGUGGAACUCUAGCUCACUGGUCAGGACACCCCGGUUGCUGUGUGGAGUCAGUGUGUUGGGGACAGGAAGCAGGUUGGGCUGUUUGGUGGAGAAGAUGCUUCCACUGUCCCUCCACUCCCCUCCUCUUCUCUGUCUCCACCAGACCAUUGAUGAGCCAGUGCAGGAAAAUGGUCUUUUACUCUUGGUCAUGAGCUCAGCCCCACCUUAUCCCAGUUCCCAGUUCUGCUUGUAACUUGCUAUGUGGACACAGGUUCCUCAAGUCCUCUUUUUAGGCCUCAGUUUCCUCAUCUGGGCCUCAGUUUCCCCAUCUGUACAAGUGAGUUGGGCCAGCUGAUCUAUCAGGGCUAUUUUAACUCUAAGAUUCUAGUCUAAGCUUUCCUUAAAGCCUGAACACUGACUUUGUGCCAGGCCUUGUCCUAAGCUGGGGGUGGGUUGGGGAUGGAGUGGAGACUGCAAUGACCAAAAGCAGCCUCUACCCAAGGAGAAGGAGAUCUGAGUUCAGGAGAGGAGGCUGUGGGAGGAGGUAGCAGCCAAUCUGAGGAUGUGUGGUCAGGCAGGUGGAGGGAUAAGAAAACAUGCAGAGGCAAAAGAGUGGGGGCGUGUUCAGGAAUCAGGAAGAAGCCCAGAGUGGUUGGUGUGGGGAGGUGGGAAGUGGGGCAGGAAAGGUAGGACAAGGUGCUGAAUGCCAGGGUGGAGGCCUAUUUCUAACUGUCAUAAAGGGGGCCAUGCAAUGUGGGGAGCCCAGGAGCCCCGCCUAAUUGCAGUGUGAGGGAUUUUGGAAGCACUUGCCCCAAGCAGAGUUUAAAAUGGAGAUGGCAAAUGAAGCGCAGAAAUCUCUUUGCUCUGGAAACUGGGGUCCCACCCUGGGGACUUCUUUGGGUGAGAAGUUGAAGAGUCGGGAUGGAUGAGAUGACCUUUCACAUCUGGUAUCCUCAGGUCCGAGCCCCUGGACAGCAGCCCCAGGCCCAGCUGGCCAUGGCCCUGUGCCUGAAGCAGGUGUUCGCCAAGGACAAGACGUUCCGGCCGCGGAAGCGCUUUGAGCCGGGCACACAGCGCUUUGAGCUGUACAAGAAGGCACAGGCCUCUCUCAAGUCGGGCCUGGACCUGCGCAGUGUGGUGAGGCUACCACCCGGGGAGAACAUCGACGACUGGAUCGCCGUGCACGUGGUGGACUUCUUCAACCGCAUCAACCUCAUCUACGGCACUAUGGCGGAGCGCUGCAGUGAGACCAGCUGCCCGGUCAUGGCCGGCGGGCCCCGCUACGAGUACCGCUGGCAGGACGAGCGCCAGUACCGGCGGCCCGCCAAGCUCUCUGCGCCACGCUAUAUGGCGUUGCUCAUGGACUGGAUCGAAGGCCUCAUCAACGACGAAGAGGUCUUUCCCACGCGUGUUGGAGUUCCCUUCCCUAAGAACUUCCAGCAGGUCUGCACCAAGAUCCUGACCCGCCUCUUCCGAGUCUUUGUCCAUGUCUACAUACACCACUUCGAUAGCAUCCUCAGCAUGGGGGCAGAGGCGCACGUCAACACCUGCUACAAGCACUUCUACUACUUCAUCCGCGAGUUCAGUCUGGUGGACCAGCGGGAGCUGGAGCCACUGAGGGAGAUGACAGAGCGGAUCUGCCACUGAGCCCAGGUCUGGACUUUUUUGGCCAUCAGAUGGACGAUCUGAACAUAGGGUGGCUGGCAGAGGGGACCCCCAGGAGCCUGAAGGAAUCUGAAGGCACUGGAAUCACUCCACACACCCAAAGCCUCUGGACUUCUGGUUCUCAGGAGUCUGCCUACCUGUCGCCCUGACCGCUUGUGGAUGGAGAAGGGGAGAACAUCUAGGCAGGCAAACAGAAGGGAAGUGGAGUUAAACCUCUGGCAUGAAGUCUGGGAGUAGGGUAGGCUAGGGCGUUUCUUCUAUGACACUUGACCCUUCCAUGCUGGUUCCCAAGCCUAUUGGAGGAAUGUGGGUGUGGCCGAGGUGAUGGCAAGAAAGGUGCAAGAAAGUGAGCAGUCUGCCUGUGAGUGAGCACAGAUGCCGGGGUGUGUGUGUGUGUGUGUGAUUUUCACUGUGGGGUGUGUCUGUGAGAGCUAGCUGCCUUACCCCUCCUUGGCACAUAGUAGGCCUUCCAUAAAUGUUGGAUGGAUGGAUAAAUAGAUACCAUGGGACCAUCAGACCAUGACCACUGUAGGAGUGAUGACAGCUCAGCGUCCCCACUCAGUGUAUCUGACCAUGUGUGUAAGUGCACAAAAUGUGGUUGUAGAUGUUGCUCUACAUUCAAACCUUCCGGGCUACACUCUUCCAUCAGCACGAGUCCUGGAGAGCUGGGGGGAAGGUAGGAAGAGGAGCCUUGCCUUGAGUUCCUAAACCGACCCACUGCAGACACAGGCUCUGAUUCUCUUACCCAGAGAUGCCCAUGAGCUGACAUUUUACUCAUCCCUCUGCCUCCAAGAAGGCCUGUAUUAUAGGUGUCCUCCUGGGGGUUGGAGAUGAUCCCUCAAGUACACAAAGGUCCCCUGGCCCUUCAUCUGGGAAUCAUAUACUCCACUCUAGCUCCCAGAAUCUACAGACCUGGCUCCUCAGAUCUGAAGCCCAGCACAAAAUAAUCCCCCAGUCCAAGGAGCUUGUGGAACUUGAAUUGGGAACUUUGGAGUCUUGUCUCCCAUCCCAGCACAUUGAGGAUGUAGUUGGUGAAUGGACUCUUCCAGGCAUGGAGAUCCUCCAUCCUAAAAGUACCUGCCUCCUUCCCAGCCAUCCCUGACACAUUCCAGCCAGUUGGAUCUCACAGCACAGCUAUCCACAGGGAGACUGGGAUGUUCACGCAGCACUCCAUUACUCAGUACCUCCAUAACCAGCCCUAUACGCAGACCCACAGGUGGGGAAACUGAGGCAGGAACAGGGUUCUGCCCUCCCAGAGCCUCCACUCUGGGAUGCCAGAAUGGAAAGCCAGAGGGAACCUGAGAAUCAUCCAGUCUCACUGUCUCAAUGUACAUACAAGGAAACUGAAGCCAGGAGAAGAAGAGGGAGAAACUGUCCAGGGCCUGUCACACGGAGGCAUCCAUGGAGCUGGAGAAACCAGGGAUCCUGACCGCAGGGCCCAUCAAUUGCUACAUAGAGAUACACAUGGAAAGAGGGUUUAACAGACUCUCUCUAGGACACAACUGUUUCUGCUCUGAGCAAUAAUGUCUAACCUGAGGCCAACAUGUCCCACUGCCCCUUGGGUUGGCUGGGGUUGUUUCCUGAGCCAAGCAUCCAAUAUCAUGCCCCACUCAAUGGCCUAGAAGCUGCCUGCACUUUGGGGAAACAGAUGGAGCUCUUGGGCCCAGCCAGCUGGGCCUGGGACUUCUGCCUCUGCCGCCUCCAGAGUGGCCUGGCAGCUUUGCCAGAGGCUGCGGAGCGAGGGGAGUAGGAGCUUUCCCCAGAGUGCUGUGACUCGCAUGAUGGAUUCUAGGCUGUGGCAAGGGCUGAUUUCUGGGAUAGGGGGAGGGUCGGAAAAUUUAUUUUUAUGAAACAGAGGGAAGACUUUAUUGUUCUUAUUUUUGGUAAAAUAAAAGGCAAACUAAAGCA
Molecule: messenger RNA, 4127 nt
Organism: Gorilla gorilla gorilla (western lowland gorilla)
Lineage: Eukaryota; Metazoa; Chordata; Mammalia; Primates; Hominidae
Gene: MOB3C
Product: MOB kinase activator 3C
Exons: 4
Coding region: 1476-2201 (241 amino acids)
Source: RefSeq, a predicted model, not a curated record